AUGAAUCCUUUGGACGAAGCGUGUAGAGAACACGGCAUUGCUUACCACAACUACAAAGAAGGUGAGGCACGCGAAAGGGCAGACGAAGCGCUCACCAAGGCCGCGUGGGAGCGGGUCAAAUCCAGAGACGCGAGUUUCGGUGAAAGAGCUGCCGCGCUCGGUGUGGCGGGUGAGAUGAAAUUGAAAUUCCAAAUAGGAGGGCGUGUGAAAAAUAAAACAACGGCUUCGAGAAUAGUGAGAAGAAGAAAAGUAGACGACGAAACAAAUACCAAAAGAUCCAACAUCGAUUUGAAGACGCUUCGUGCGCUCGAGAAAGCGAAAAAGAGCUUGCGCGGAAAGACACCGCGUCCUCCUCCCCCUUCCCCACCACCCGCUCCCCCUCGACCCGAAACGGUGGAAGAAAGGUUGAAAACGGAGGUGGAGAAGGCUCGCGAAAAUAUUCGCAACAGAAUGAACAUCUUGCAAGAAAGCGAGACGCUGCGCAAUCGUUUACUCGAUACUUAUCUCACAGCAUCCGUCUCGACAGCGCUUACGCAAAGAGAGAAAAAAAAGAAAAUACCGAUUUCCCUUGAACCUUCCACACACCUUCCCAUCAAAUCGGAAACAAAAGAAGAUGUAGAAGAAGCUGAAGAUGAUGGCGAUGUCUUCCAUCCCUCCUUCGAAACUCUCCCAGACUCCGGAGAAGAAAGCGAUGUUAGGACGCAACAUUAUGAAGAAUUGUUAUCUCAUUUGAAUGAUGCUAAAAUUGGCUUAGGUAAUACCGUUUACGGACCACACUAUAUAGGAGGUCAACCCCACAUCGGACACUCCGUCAUGGAACUUUACCCGGAAGAGGGACUCUUCUCCGUUCAGGGUUACAAAUUCUAUCCAGAGCCAGGUCUUCUCGAACUACUGUUCAGCAAACGCCCCAACUUAGCAGAUGUGACGACAGACGAUAAGAAUAAUUACAAAAAAAAUUCUCGAAUUAAGUUCCGCACACAAGAAGAGGUACAGAGCGAACAUGCGGUAUAA
This is a messenger RNA of Gryllus bimaculatus (two-spotted cricket), 1011 nucleotides long. The record is from the annotation of a GenBank genome assembly. NCBI's taxonomy places the organism in Eukaryota, Metazoa, Arthropoda, Insecta, Orthoptera, Gryllidae.